UAAUCCAAACUCAAUCAGGGAUAUACUUUCCCAAACUAAAAAAUAUAAUAUAUUCAAAUACUCAAUUGUACUGCUGGGUUCUAAUCAGAGUGGGUGUGUGUGUGUGAAAAUGGUUGAGGGAAUUGGAGUGGGAAAUAGAUACUGGGUAUUGAGACAUGGUAAAAGCAUUCCAAAUCAAACCGGUCUCAUUGUUUCAUCCAUGGAAAAUGGGACACUCGAGAUAUACAAGUUAGCUUCAGAAGGUAUUGAUCAAGCACAAUUGGCUGGUGAGCUAUUCUUAAAGGAACUGAAGGAAAAGGCCAUACCUAUCGAAAAUGUCAGAAUCUGUUAUUCUCCAUUUUCAAGAACCACUCACACGGCCAAUGUGGUUGCUUCUGUUUUAAAUCUUUCUUUAGAUGGACCUCAAUGCAAGGUCUAUGAAGAUCUUCGAGAGCGUUAUUUUGGUCCUACAUUUGAACUUCAAUCUCAUGAUAAAUACACGGAAAUAUGGGAUCUUGAUGAAAUAGAUCCGUUCAUGAGGCCAGAAGGUGGGGAAAGUGUUGCUGAUGUUGCCUCCAGACUCACAAGCGCCUUGAUGCAGAUUGAGUCUGAAUUUCAAGGAUGUGCAAUCUUGAUAGUCAGCCAUGGUGAUCCAUUGCAAAUCCUACAGACAAUAUUCAAUGCAGUUCGCGAACAAGCAGGACCUGAUGGUGGUGAUCUGGUAUCACGAAUAGAGGCAAUCAAAGUUCCAUCAGUCCUUUCGCAACACCGUAAGCAUGCACUGCUAACUGGACAACUACGAGCUGUUGUGUAAAUUCUUCCUUCAUAUUAGGCGAGGCAAUAAUAUAUGGCUAAUAAUCUACCAAGGAUAGUUUAUCUUAAUUAUUAAUUCUUGAUGAGGAUCAAGUUGUGAUAAAUCAUCACAACUCAUUGAUAUAAUCAUUUGAAACUUGAAUGAUUCUGAAUCGACUCCUAUUCAUGGAUAUUGUAUCACCAAAUGCUCGCUGUACUCUUAUGAAGGAUUUAUCGUUUGGUUGCUA
Molecule: messenger RNA, 1019 nt
Organism: Erigeron canadensis
Lineage: Eukaryota; Viridiplantae; Streptophyta; Magnoliopsida; Asterales; Asteraceae
Exons: 6
Coding region: 110-793 (227 amino acids)
Source: RefSeq, a predicted model, not a curated record